Anopheles marshallii is the source of this 1215-nucleotide messenger RNA. Its product is annotated as nucleosome assembly protein 1-like 4. Gene Ontology annotation, molecular function: chromatin binding; histone binding. The coding region runs from base 1 to 1215 and encodes 404 amino acids. Lineage: Eukaryota; Metazoa; Arthropoda; Insecta; Diptera; Culicidae. Gene Ontology annotation, biological process: nucleosome assembly. Gene Ontology annotation, cellular component: nucleus; chromatin. The record is from RefSeq and is a predicted model, not a curated record. The transcript has a single exon.
AUGACAACCGGAGCUAAGACGGAAUCCGAGUGCGAGGUGCCCGACUUUGUCGAUGCGCCCGGCUAUCUGGACCCGUUUUCGCGUCGCUAUAUGAUGAAGCAGUUCGUCGCGGCAUUGCCGGAACCGGCCCAACAGCGCGUCAAGGCGCUCAAGCAUCUGCAAGUUGAGUACACCAAACUCGAAGCCAACUUCUUCGAGGAGGUGUACCAGCUCGAGUGCAAAUAUCAGCAAUUGUAUCAACCUAUUGUCGACCGGCGAAAGGAUAUCGUGGCCGGCAAGGCAGAACCCACGCCGGAGGAAUCGAGAUGGGAGGAUCCACCGCGCAAGGACGAGAAUGAAGAAGGCGAGAACGAGGAGGAAGACGAGGAAAUUAACGAUAGGUUGAAGAAGAUGGCGCUAAAUUACCACAAGGAGCUACCUACGAACGGACAGGGCAUCCCGAACUUUUGGCUGAUGGUGUUCAAGAACACCGAAGCGCUGGCCGAGUUGGUCCAUCCGCAUGACGAGCCGGUGUUGGAAUUUUUGCGCAAUCUGAACAUUGUCUAUGAAAAAGAUCCUAUGUCUUACGUGAUCGAAUUCCAUUUCGAUACCAAUCCGUAUUUUAAAGACACUGUCCUGACAAAGAAAUACUUCUUGCGCUGCAAGAUCGACAAGGACGAACCGUUCAGCUUCGAGGGCCCGGAAAUUUACAAAUGUACCGGUUGCCCGAUUAAUUGGAACCCGGGCAAGAACGUGACGGUCAAGACGAUAAAAAAGCAGCAGAAGCACAAACAGCGCAACGCAACGCGGAUGGUCAUGAAAACGCAACCGACUGAAUCGUUCUUUAACUUUUUCUCGCCACCGCGCGUCCAGGAGGACGACACGCUGGAUCCGGAAACACAGUUCCUGAUCGGACGUGACUUCGAGGUUGGGCACUUCCUGCGGGCACGCAUUAUUCCGAAAGCCGUCCUGUACUACACCGGCGAGGUGAUGGAUGACGAGGACGAUGAUGAUGACGAGGAAGAGGAAGAGGAGGAGGAUGAGGAAAUGGACGAUGAAGAGGAGGCGGAGGAGGAGGAGGACGAGGAUGAGGAGGAGGAAGAAAGUGCACCGAAGCCACCGGCGGCUAGUAGCAAUCGGGCGAAAAAGGCGAAAGGUGCUCGCGGGCAGGGUGGCGGCGGUGGUGGUGGCAGCACGAAAAAGGGCGAACAGCCACCCGAAUGUAAUCAACAGUGA